AUGCGACGGCUGCAACGGCUUUGUGUCCAACUGGAGAUGGAGCUGCUGGAGCUGGAGAUCGGGGGGUCGCGAUGUGGACGAUCUCAUCAUGGACUCAAGGAAUUGAUUACGAGAAAGAGAACAUUUGGGGAAUAUUCCUUUCAACUGUCCUGGAGCAUGGACAGUGAGACCACGUCCACUUUGCUGCCAGCUUUGGGGCCGGCCCGCCACGGUGUAACGAUGGAGCAGAAAACCACCUUCGCUUUCGUUAUUUUCCUUUUCAUCGUCUUGGGAAUCCUCGUCAUAAGGUGCUUCAGGAUCCUCCUGGAUCCGUACAGGAGCAUGCCCACGUCUACUUGGGCGGACGGGCUGGACGGAUUGGAGAAAGGACAGUUCGACUAUGCAUUGGCCUGA
Messenger RNA from Amblyraja radiata (thorny skate), 393 nucleotides. It is a transcript of the gene ctxn3, whose product is annotated as cortexin 3. The record is from RefSeq and is a predicted model, not a curated record. The transcript is spliced from 2 exons. Bases 1 to 393 code for a protein of 130 amino acids. NCBI's taxonomy places the organism in Eukaryota, Metazoa, Chordata, Chondrichthyes, Rajiformes, Rajidae.